This is a messenger RNA of Ipomoea triloba (trilobed morning glory), 804 nucleotides long. RefSeq lists its product as uncharacterized. The record is from RefSeq and is a predicted model, not a curated record. The transcript is spliced from 2 exons. Bases 29 to 691 code for a protein of 220 amino acids. NCBI's taxonomy places the organism in Eukaryota, Viridiplantae, Streptophyta, Magnoliopsida, Solanales, Convolvulaceae.
GAUAUGGAGGGGAUUAAAGUUAUUGAAGAUGCAAAACAAGAGGUCAUGUCUUUUUUUUGAAAAAGCCCAAGGGGACCUUGGGCUUAUUGAAUUUGAGAAAAAGAAGGAGGCAUUGGUGGAGGAAGCUAAUCUAAUUUUUGUGGAAAGAAUUUCGGUUUUGAAAGGGAAAUAUGAGGGAAUUGAAAUUGAUUUUGUAAGUCCAAUGAAAGUGAAUGAUGGCCCAACGCCUCCUACGGUAGGUGUGGAAGAGGUGAAUAAAAAUAGAGAGAUUGGGAGUCCAUUUACUCCUGGUGAAGGGAUGGUUGGAGGGGUGGAGGGUAGAGGAAAUUCUUCCUCUCUAAAAUUAGUGCAAGAAUUACAAAAGAAGAAGUUUGAUGUAGAAGAGUGGGUAAUUGAGUUGAAUAAAAUUUGGGAAGAAGAUGAAGAGAUGUGGAGUGUGAUGGAUGACAUGUUUGAGGAGUUGAAAAAAUUCUUGGAGACUCAUGGUGGUAUUAAAAAGUAUGAUAUCAUAGGUGCAAGAGAGGCCGCCAAGAUCCUUAGGAGGAAAAUUGAAUCAAGCCCGGUGAGGGAGAAAUAUGGUCCUAGAUCGAGUUUAGGUCGGGGAUUGAAAAAUCAAAUAAGUACGGGUUAUAAGUUGUGUAAAUGGGUCGGGGACUAUUAUGAUGAGAGUGAUGAUGAGAAUGGGAAGUAGCUAAUAUUAGCUACUGGAAACUGAAGAUGUUAAAGCAAAUAUAUAAACUGGAAGUGGUAUGGCUAUUUGAUGGCAGUAUGUACUGGGUAAUACGGUGAAUUUAGGCGGGCAAA